This is a messenger RNA of Actinia tenebrosa (Australian red waratah sea anemone), 2262 nucleotides long. RefSeq lists its product as uncharacterized. The record is from RefSeq and is a predicted model, not a curated record. Lineage: Eukaryota; Metazoa; Cnidaria; Anthozoa; Actiniaria; Actiniidae.
AACAACUAGCGUUUUGAACACCUAAAACAGCUCAGUUACUGAAGAACAAAAAGCAUCAAAAGCAAGUCAUGCAGGGAGUGAUAUUAUUGCUGAUGCACAUUUGCAUCGUUCACGCAUGUGAAAAAUACAGCUUUGUCAAAGAACAAGAUGUAGAAUUCAAAGACCACGUGAUAACAACCAUGACCACGCMAUWUGUCGAGUUGUGCUGGGAUAAAUGUGUAUGGAUCACGAAUUGCUUCUCCAUCAAUGCUCGUGUCAACAGUUUUGGGAUGUUUGAAUGUGAUCUGAACAACUCCAGCAAGAAAGCGAGUCCAGGGAGCCUGGCACCAACACAGGGAUCCCAGUACCACCAGAUGGGGGAUACGAAAGAAUGUGACCUAAAUGGAUGCACAAUUAUCAAGGAAGAUUUGGGUGGAGGAUGGUAUCGCAUUAAUGAUGCUGCUGUGAAGAUAAUCCAUGAAAACAAAACCUGGAUCGAUGCACGAGCCCACUGUCAGUCCCUUGGAGCUGAUCUGGCUUCUAUAAAAACAAAUUAUGAAAAUCUCUUUAUUAUUGAUUUGUUUUUGAAAAGUAUGACGUCAAAAGGCAAUAACAUAGCACUACCAGGGAAUGAUUUACCAGGCUUGUUGAAAUACUGGGUACUUGAUGGAACCGAUGGAGACGUCGUGCUGAGGGGAACUCCUUCUCCAAGGUAUGAAGUGGUCGAUGGAGAAAAAGCACUUUACCUUCCUGGAUUCAACGGCUACGCAGAAGUCCCGGCAGUCGUAAUGAAUCCCGAGGGAUACACGUUCAUGUUGUGGCUCAAGCCUGCCAACCAGAGUAUAGUACAAUAUGAAACUAUAUACAGUGAUUGGAAAGUUCAACCGAGGUUUUACUUAAGAUUGGGCAGGGGAAAUAAAGGUCUCUUUUUUAGUGUAAUGAAACAAGAAGGCGGAUCAGAGAUUGCCGCUUACGCAUAUAUUGACACAAAUGCUUGGAACCACAUCGCUGUCACUUGGAACAAUGCUGUAGCUAAGGUCAGGAUUACUGUAAACGGGACACAGAAAAUCAUUAGGGAUGCUGUGCCUAUCUUACCUACGACCCAGAAUACCUAUUACCUUGGUGUCUUGGGUGGGGAAACACCUAAUGUCGAUAAAAACGAUGCAUUCCAUGGUCACGUGAGGCAUUUGAUGGUCUUCAAUAACAGUAUGACUGAUCAAGAGAUACAAGCAGCCAUCAAUUAUGAACAAGGUAGUUUUUGGAUUGGUCUUAAUGCCCUGAAUGAUAGCAGUACCUUCAAGUGGAGUGAUGGGACAAGUACCCAAAACAUGGUGUUGCCUUAUUUUCUAGAAGCUCCUCCCUCUUAUGGUCCAAGAUGUGUUGCAGUGAAGAAGAACGGGAAGUGGUUUGACAAUUACUGCACACGAUUAAGUUACUUUGUUUGUGGCAAACCAAUCCCUUAAGGUGACUGUGAUAACAUACUUGCGCACAAAAACCGCUGACUGAAGUGACAUAGUAACCUUUCAUUUUUUUCGAAAUGCAUGCUUAUGAAUUCGCUGCAAAAAGAAAAGAACGCUUGAACUUUGCACCAGUGCCUUCUAAUUAAGUUUAAAGAAAUCCGCCUGGGCUUUAUUUAACAGAUAAACCAUCACCAUCACGUGGUGGCAGCCAUGACAAGAGGCACAACAUUAGAGUUAUUUUCCCUGGGAAACUGAAUUCUUUCUCACGUAAAUCAGAUUAGGUCAGAUUCAAUUGUCCCUGCCUCGUGUCAUGGCUGUCAUCACGUGAUGGUGCAAAGCCUCUAUUAGCGUUGAUAUUUGCUAUGUAUUAUGCUUACUAUAUUUUUUCUUCGUGGCUGCAAAUUCUGUUCACCGUUAUGUAUAUCGAUUGCGUUGAAAAUGAAUUUUUAGUCAGUUUUUAAAACAACUACGUUUCAAAGCUAUAAACAGUAAGCAAGAGAGCAUAAAUAAGAAAGGGAAACUUUAGGUAUAUCGCGCGCACCAUGGAAAUUCCCGGUUGGCCUAUUUUUAGAAACCGGAUGCAGUUGGAUUUUUGCCUUACCCUACUGCAGUGCGUCAUCUACUAGCGCGCGAUCUCUCCGUUUGUCGUUUCGAUCACAGAAAUGAAACGGAAAGAGCUCGCGCGCAAUAACUGAUGAAGCACGUUAGUAGAGUAGAGCAGAUUUCGUGUGACCAUGAAAAGCUCAGCACGGACACAGCCACGUCAAGGUCACGGUAAUGCCAGACCAAUCACAUUGCGAGAGAGAAAAAAUCAGCCAAUUGA